Messenger RNA from Zootoca vivipara (common lizard), 6091 nucleotides. Its product is annotated as ER membrane protein complex subunit 3. The record is from RefSeq and is a predicted model, not a curated record. Gene Ontology annotation, biological process: protein folding in endoplasmic reticulum. NCBI's taxonomy places the organism in Eukaryota, Metazoa, Chordata, Lepidosauria, Squamata, Lacertidae. Gene Ontology annotation, cellular component: membrane; EMC complex.
ACGGCAGGACACGUGAGCUGCUGCGGGGCUGCGGGGGGCCACGCCCACAUUGCACGCCGAUUAAGGUGGAGUCAGGGAAGAGGACGUGAAAGUGACGCCUUCCUAUUUUGGGCCACCUUAAGCUGGAAUGGGUGUUUCUGGGCGUGCGCGCAUGUGUUCGCAAGUUUUUAAGUUUUACAGAAGUCUGAGCUACGCUAAGGUUACCAGAUUUUUUCAAUGAAUCUCGGGACACUUUUCAACUUCCUACUAAAUAGAUGGAUUUUAUCACGGGACUGAUUUGUAAAUCCGGGGGCUGUCCCUGGGAUCGGGGACGUCUGGUAACCUUAAGCUACACAUGACCAAGAGUCCUGUGACGCUUUGCAGCCUGCAUGUUUGUUUUCUUUAUUUAUUCGUCAGUUUAAAAUACUGUUUCUGCUACAAUCAAGUGUAAUAGCACCUUGCUGACAAUCCAGAAAAAUAUGCACACUUAGAAUAAAAAAGCACAAGCCACCACUACCAGUAAUAAAUGACAACCUUCCAUAUGCCAUCUUCCUCAAAUAAUAGAAUCAUAGAAUUGUACUGUUGGAAGGGAAUCAAGGGUCAUCCAGUCCAGCCCCUGUCCUGCCCACAACCACCCCUUCCAGUUCACAGCCAGACCCCCUGAUCCCUUGUGCUGCUGGGCUGUCUGUGUCUCACAGCCACAAGGACCAUGUUCUACUUCCAUUGUUAGAGGCAUCACACCUCUGAAUACCACUUGCUGGGAAUCACAGGCAGCGACAGACCAUAUGCCUCCACUGCCCAGGCCAGGCGCGCUCCCAAGGGGGGCGUGGCGUGGUGGGUGCUCUCCCGGGCACGGGAUAGCCGCUCGGGUGCAUGGAGCAGCCUGGGGCAGAGUGAGCCACUGAUGGCAGACAUUCGGCACGCUGCCCACCCGCAACUGCCAAAUGUCACCUCCCCACCGCAACCCCCUUCCUCCGCUCCUGAUCACAGGUGGACAGAGUACUGUGUGUUCAUGUCCAGCUCGCAGGCUUCCCAAAUGUUGUGAGAACAAGGUGCCAAAUAAUGAAAAAGCACAGCUGCAUAAAAUAUUGGAAUCCUGCCUCCCUCCAAAAGCAAUCUGGAGCAGGGAUGCUUUAAUCCAGGGGGCGGCAAGGUUUACCUCAUCUGGGCUGGUUCACUCCAGCGGAGUGCGUGCGCCUACUAUUCCUGGCGUCUGCAUUUGCGCAGACACGAUUUCCAGUGCUGUGGAUGCGAGCACCGCGCAGCGCCGGUUUAGUGCAGCGUGCAGGGACUCACCAAGCUGGCGGCUCGGUUCGGGGGCAGCUUGUGGGCCAGUUAAAUGACCCCCGUGGGUUGCUGACCCCUGCUUUAACCUGUUUUCUGAUGAAGAGGAAAGAGGCCACUAGAUAGGCAGGGUGUUCCAGGACUGCUGCAAAGGCUCUAUACCUGCUGGCCACUAACCCUAAUUUGUGCAUGUCUCCACUUCAUGUAACUAUAUGUAACUACUACUAUAUCCUUAAGGGACGUGGGUGGUGCUGUAGUCUAAACCACUAUACCUUUACUAUAUCCUUGAAUGAUAAAACAUAACUUAAGUAAAAUAAUCAUAUUGCUACCUAGGAUUGUCAAAUGAACACACUCUGUCUAGCCGCCUUGGCAACUUUGACAGGUCCCCUGUUUAAGAUACACCAUUCAGAAAUGUCAAUAGCCUAUUCACAAAUCCUUCCUUUCCCCUUGUACAAUAGCUGUCAAUUAUUAACGGCAGGAUCUAGGAACGCCCAAUCUUUAUAGAUAACCUCAGAAUCCCUUUGCCCACCAAGCAUUACCCCACCCCCGUCUCCGUCCCUGCAGUCAUAAACAAAAGAGUGAUCCUUAGCACCAGGAUGGGCGGUACAGGACUCUCAUACACUCAACCAUCUACAUAUGUGCUCAUGCUUUUGUACCAUCACCGAAACAUCAACAUUCUAGCAAGCUGCUUUUGUCUAACAAACACUUACCUGUAAUCUCGCCAAUAUGUGUUUUUCCUUCCUCCUUGCAUAUCCCAAGGCAUGGGAACCAGCGACUCCACCUGAAAUGAAAUUGUAUAUAUAGCCAGGCUCUAUGUUCCAGCCGCAUCUGUUCCAACUCUGCAGACAGGGAUUCUUACCUAAGAGCAAAAAUAUCCGCCUGAUGAAGUUAAACAACAGAUCAACAAAGCCAGACUGAUACCCAGAGAGAACCUGCUGCAAAACAGACCCAAAAAAUAACAGAACACCACUAGUAAUCACAUACAGCUCCCAAGUUAAAACAGUUCAAUGCAUCAUUGAAUCAUUGGAUUUUGUACCAUCACCAAUGCAUCAUUGGAUUCUUAGAUCAUGGUCUGCAGUUUCUUUAAGAUGGACUUCUGGCAAGUGAUGGGCUGCACCUUACAAGGGUUGGGAGGAAUGUUUUUGCCAUGAAACUCAAAAACCUCAUCAGGAUGGCUUUAAACUGACUUAUGUGGGGGAGGGAGACAGUGGUCCUGAAGGUAGGAAUCUAUCAAGUGCUGAAGAUGAUCAUCCAAAUGUCAGGGACCAAAUGGAGCAAACAUCAUGCAGACUUAGUGGUGGGAGGAAAAAAUCCUUAAAUAAGAGGCUGGGGGGGGAAUCAAUGGUCUUCAAUGUCUGUAUACUAAUGCACAGAGCAUGGGAAAUAAACAAGAUGAACUUGAGCUCUUGGUACAGCAAACUAAAUAUGACAUAAUAGGCAUCACUGAAACCUGGUGGGAUGAGUCUCAUGAUUGGAAGGUAGUAAUAGAGGGAUACAAUCUAUUUCAGAGAAAUAGACCAAACAGGAAAGGAGGAGAAGUAGCGUUAUAUGUCAGGGAUGUGUAUACCUGUGAAGAGAUCCAGGAUUUAAAACUUCAAAGCCAAAUUGAGAGUAUCUGGGUCAAAAUUAAGGGAGAGAAAAAUAACAGUGAUCUCAUUGUGGGAGUUUACUAUAGAUCCCCAAGCCAAACUGAGGACACAAAUGAAGCCUUCCUGGAACAGAUGACCAGGCAUUCAAAAGGAAGUGAGACAGUAGUAAUGGGGGAUUUCAACUAUCCUGAUAUUUGUUGGAUGUCAAACUCAGCCAAGAGCAUAAGGUCGAACAGAUUCCUCACUGGCCUUGCAGACAAUUUCAUUGUCCAAAAAGUGGGAGAAGCAACAAGAGGAUCAGCCAUUUUAGAUCUGGUCCUAACCAAUAGUGAUGACCUGGUUAGUGCAGUAGAAGUGGCAGAAUCGUUAGGUGGGAAUGAUCGUGCUCUUCUGGAGUUUAUUAUUCAGUGGAAAGGAGCAACCAAGCAUACUAAGACUCAAAUCCUAGACUUUAAGAAAGCCGACUUCAGAAAACUUAGGGAAACGCUGGGUGAGAUCCCAUGGACAGAAAUACUAAAAGGGAAGGGAGUUCAUGAUGGUUGGGAGUUCAUUAAAAGGGAGAUAUUAAAAGCACAACUUCAGGCAAUACCAAUGAAACGGAAACAUGGGAGGUGCCUAAAGAAGCCAGGGUGGCUAUCUAAAGAACUUUUAACUGAGUUAAGAUUUAAAAGGGAUAUGUACAAAAAAUGGAAAAGGGGGGAAACCACCAGAGAGGAAUUCAAACAAAUAGCCAGCACAUGUAGAGAUGUGUAGAGGACAGGAUCACACUUCAAAAUGACCUUAACAGAUUAGAGAACUGGGUCAAAGCAAACGAUGAAUUUUAACAGGGAGAAAUGUAAAGUACUACACUUGGGCAAAAAAAAUGAAAGGCACAAAUACAGGAUGGGUGACACCUGGCUUGAGAGCACUACAUGUGAAAAGGAUCUAGGAGUCUUGGUAGACCACAAACUUGACAUGAGUCAGCAGUGUGAUGCAGCAGCUAAAAAAGCCAAUGCAAUUCUGGGCUGCAUCAAUAGGAGUAUAGCGUCUAGAUCUAGGGAAGUAAUAGUACCACUGUAUUCUGCUCUGGUCAGAGCUCACCUGGAUUUGUAAGCAAAAAGACAAUGGGAAGGCUUUCCCCAUUUUCCUCCCAUACUACAGAGGAAUCAAAAAAUAAAAAAGAUUCCUUCCUGUAGCACCUUAGAGACCAACUAAGUUUGUCAUAGGUAUGAGCUUUCGUGUGCAUCACUGGGAGAGUCAAAAUGGCUUCAGGAAUGCCCUCCUGUACGAUUUCAGACAUGUGGUUUAUAACUUAUGUAUGUGUUUGCCUUGUACAUUUAUGAACAUUUAUUUUAUAUUUGAGACCUUAGAAUUCUUAUAACAACAGUAUGGCCUCAGAGGAUGGAUGCCAGGAGCAUGGAGCCCUUUUAGGCAGAUUCUGGCUCGUAGUCGCCUCCUGAGAGAAAAUGGACGUUUCCUAACUCAUCAGGGCUUCCUCAUGCGUAAGCAUCACUUCAAUAACCCUGAAAGUGGCUUCUUCCGCCAAACCAAGCGUAAAGUGCAGCCCCGAAACCUGCUGACAGAUCCCAGCCUGGUUAUGGAGAUGAUGAAGGGCAACUUGGUCCAUGUCCUGCCCAUGAUCCUAGUUGGAGGCUGGAUCAAUUGGGCCUUCUCUGGCUUUGUGGCCACCAAGGUUCCCUUCCCCCUGACCCUGCGCUUCAAGCCCAUGCUGCAGCGUGGAAUUAGCCUGCCUUCCUUGGACCCCUCUUGGGUGAGUUCGGCCUCCUGGUACUUCCUCAACGUUUUUGGCCUCCGCAGAGUGUACAGCCUCAUCCUGGGAGAGGAGACCGCUGCGGAGCAGAACCAACUGCUAUUGCAGGACCAGUUCUUCAGCCCAGCUGUCCCCACCCCACCUGAUCCCAACAAGGCUUUCAAGGCUGAGUGGGAAGCUUUAGAGCUGGUUUCUCACCACUGGGCUCUACAGGAUGUGGAAGAGCAAUUGAUGUCACAGGACCUCAAGCUGGCAGGGAUGCCUGGGCCUGACUGAUCCCAUCCUGUGACCACUGCAAGCUACUGCUGUCCUAUGGGACAAAUGUGUGUGAGCAAGAGACCCUUUCACCUCCUUGGGAGAUGGAAGAGGCUGACCCUCCCAGCGUAAUCAGUGUGUAACGGCUUUUCGUCUUAGAGCCAGGAAGGUUGCAGAAGAGAGCUUGAAGUCUGUAGCAUGACUCCCCACCCCAGUCAGUCAGUCAGAGCAGUGGGCAAAUAGCCUCUGUGGAACUGGCUCCGCGUGCCUGAAGUCUUGUAGGGGUAGCUAGAGCCAGCAGGUUAAUGUCAAAAGGCUCCUUUUCAUAGAAUCAUAGAGUUGGAAGAGACCACAGGGGCCAUCCAGUCCAACCCCCUGCCAAGCAGGAAACGCCAUCAAAGCAUUCUUGGCAUAUGGCUGUCAAGCCUCCGCUUAAAGACCUCCAAAUAAGGAGACUCCACCACACUCCAUGGCAGCAAAUUCCACUGUCGAACAGCUCUUACUGUCAGGAAGUUCUUCCUAAUGUUUAGGUGGAACCUUCUUUCCUGUAGUUUGAAUCCAUUGCUCUGUGUCCGCUUCUCUGGAGCAGCAGAAAACAACCUUUCUUCCUCCUCUAUAUGGCAUCCUUUUAUAUAUUUGAACAUGGCUAUCAUAUCACCCCUUAACCUUCUCUUCUCCAGGCUAAACAUACCCAGUUCCCUAAGCCGUUCCUCAUAAGGCAUCGUUUCCAGGCCUUUGACCAUUUUGGUUGCCCUCUUCUGGACACGUUCCAGCUUGUCAGUAUCCUUCUUGAACUGUGGUGCCCAGAACUGGACACAGUACUCCAGGUGAGGUCUGACCAGAGCGGAAUACAGUGGUACUAUUACUUCCCUUGAUCUAGAUGCUAUACUCCUAUCGAUGCAGCCCAGAAUUGCAUUGGCUUUUUGAGCUGCUGCAUCACACUGCUGACUCAUGUCAAGUUUGUGGUCUGCCAAGACUCCUAGAUCCUUUUCACAUGUACUGCUCUCAAGCCGGGUGUCACCCAUCCUGUAUUUGUGCCUUUCAUUUCUUUUGCCCAAGUGUAGUACUUUACAUUUCUCCCUGUUAAAAAUCAUCUUGUUUGCUUUGGCCCAGUUGUCUAAUCUGUUAAAAGUCAUUUUGAAGUGUGAUCGUGUGGCAGACAGCUUUAUGGAAUGCCAGUCCCAAGUGUGUGUAGAACAAGUUUGGCUAUUAAAAGCAAGGUAGCUGCAACACA